This is a messenger RNA of Lobosporangium transversale, 2529 nucleotides long. RefSeq lists its product as hypothetical. The transcript is spliced from 3 exons. Bases 1 to 2529 code for a protein of 842 amino acids. Lineage: Eukaryota; Fungi; Mortierellomycota; Mortierellomycetes; Mortierellales; Mortierellaceae. The record is from RefSeq and is a predicted model, not a curated record.
AUGGCAUAUGAGUCAAUCGGCGACAGUGAUGAAAUGACAGUCAAAGAUUAUGUACUCUUGGUUCAAUCUAACCCAUCACCUGCAUCUGUUACCGACAUCACCUGGUCACUGGUUUCGGUCUGGCCUCGCCCUACGAGUGAUUCACAAGAUGCUUCGCCUCGAGCCUGUCAUGUUGAUCCAACGACAGGCGUCUUCUCCAUGUUGUCUUACUUCAACUUGACAAAUGAAAGUUCUCCAAACCCAAACCCGAAGCGUCCACCAGGAGGACUACAAUACGAUCCACGGAACGAUCGCUGGUCCAACUUCACAAUGGCUCCAGAUUACCAUUGGGAUGAUUCUUUAGCGAGAUUCAUUAUUUUUGAGUGGCCAGGGACGUCCAGCCUAUUCCAGGCCAACAUUGGAGCUGAUAAUACUAUCAACAUUGGCAUGCUAGUCAGGAAUAACCAAGGCUUGGACCAAUUUGUCAAUGUGAUAUCCUGGAAUUUGGAUCCUAAUAUUUAUGGUUACCCCGCACGGCUUUUCUAUGGUAACAAUAUGCUCUAUCAAGUCGGUACACACCUCCACAACAACAGGACGGGCGCACUUAAAAAUACUAUGGCCCAGGUCCCAAUCUUCGGUGAUCCGUCCAUGUUUCAACCACCAACUAAUCCACGUAUACUAAACUCCAGCAGCUUGGAUGAUUGCACACCAUCAUUCAUAUCUGCAAAAUAUUACAAAGAUACUCUUUAUAUCUUUUGCCAAGGGCAAGAUAGUGACGGGUUCGCAGGAUAUGGUGAGAUUAUCUUGUAUAAAGAUGGAGAUGACCAUAAUGACGCGAGUGCUAAGUUGAAUGAGCCUUACGUGGUUGAUGUGGAACGAUUCACAGGAGCAUAUGUUCAACCGAUCGAAGGAAUAGAUAUCCAUGAUGAUGGGAAACUCAAAAGGUUCGCAGUCAUGGUCCACACAACAAGCGGACUCCCCAUGAUUGGGAUCUCACUCGAUGAACCGACCUUUGGGAAUACGACGGUUAUCACCUAUGGGAUCAACAUAACUGAUAGCUAUGGUGUCCCACUCAAUCUCCCUGAGAGCAACACCACAGACACUAUCACCGGGGCUUUGAUCGGAGGUGGACUGGCUCUAUCAGCCCUCACAAUAUAUCUUUUUGUUUGCUGGCAGUGGCCACAAUGGCAACGAUGGCUGAUAAACAGGAUUGUAGAAAUAUUGACCGCAGAUGGUGGUGAUGCGGAUGAACAUAAUCAUAGAAGGAAACAGCGCCUUCCUGAGGCUGGAGAAACCAACAAAGUCGAAGACCCUCUCAUUCAUAGUUACGAUUUUGAUGGUGGAGACAAGAUCUUAGUUAUAGACGACGAGAUGUCGACUAAUUUGAAAAAUAAUCCAAUUGUAUAUGUUCAGGAUGUGCCGCUGGAACGGCAUCCAAGACCUUCAUUUGUUACUACAUUAAACUCGGACCAAGGUAUUUCGGACUACACAAGCCGUACUGCUGUAAACCAUACAAAUGGCUCUACUUCCAGAGCGAUACAUGUCCAAGGAUCCGAGAAGCACGGUGUACUGAGUAGAGUUAGCAUCGUGGGCGAAGCAAUAAUCGCAACAACGCGUCGAUCCGUUGCUACAGCCAUCCUACAAACCUCUUCACUAUCCUCGGCAGAAGCCAGCAGCAAAAGUAGCGACGACAUUGGAAAAAGCGAUGGCGUUGGGAUGGCAUUAUCAGCAUCAAAACCACGUGCACUUCGAUUACCGUUGCUAAGGCACCAACCUUCCGCUCCAGUUUUGAAAUUCAGCAAUGGCAAUAGUAGCAACAGCGACAAGGCUUCUACCAUUACCAGUUCAGAGUCAGAAGAAACCCCACUAGCCUCAAUAGAAGGAACAACAACAACAAUAGUUCGUAGCAACCACUGUAAUAGUAUUGAGAAAAUAGAACUACCGACACCAUUCUUGGCAACACCAACUUUAUUAAUGCCGCCAUUACUGCCACCGCCGCAAUCAUCAAUGGGACUGAACCAAAGAAGAACAUCCGUAUAUUCAAUAUCACCAGCCUAUGUUCCAGAGGAAGCAGCCCCUCCUUACUAUCUUCAUCAAUAUCCUAGCCAGAGUAUCACGCCACAACAGCAAGCAUCAAAACAGCUUUCACAAUUGUCAUCACCGUUACAAACACCAGAGCCAACACAGCUAUUUCAAUUCCCACAAGAAAAACAUCAAAAUCUUUCCCAACUAUUACUUUCUGUUCCUACACCCUCCUUUCCUACUCCUCCGAUACCCUCUGCACCAACACUAGACUUCAGAGGCCACGAUCUAGGGCAAGAGUAUAGACAAUCUCGAGGAUAUGACCAAGAAUCUGAAAAAGGAUGCCUUGCAUCCUCGCCACAAGCAAAAUUACCUUCUGAGAUCUUUCAAACCCCAAAGUCCUCCUUUGAUCUCCAGAUGAACACUUCAAAACCAAAUCCUAGCUCUAGCACAAUAUUAGGAGAGCAGAAGGUAUUGAGUCAAGGAGAGGAUGAUACACAAGUGCUAGGAAGCGAGAUGGAGGAAUAA